UCCAGUGUCAGACCCUCAACGUCUCACCCACAGCGUUCGCCUAGAAUGCAUGACAACAUGUCCACAAUGGUGUACAUGAAGGAAGACAAGCUGGAGAAGCUCACGCAGGAUGAAAUCAUCUCCAAGACAAAGCAAGUGAUCCAGGGGCUGGAAGCUCUGAAGAAUGAGCAUAAUUCCAUUUUGCAGAGUUUACUGGAGACACUGAAGUGUUUGAAGAAAGAUGAUGAAAGUAAUCUGGUGGAGGAGAAAUCAAACAUGAUCCGAAAGUCCCUGGAGAUGCUGGAGCUUGGCCUGAGUGAGGCUCAGGUCAUGAUGGCGCUAUCGAACCACCUGAACGCCGUGGAGUCGGAGAAGCAGAAGCUGCGUGCGCAGGUGCGGCGUCUGUGCCAGGAGAACCAGUGGCUGCGGGACGAGCUGGCCAACACCCAGCAGAAGCUGCAGCGGAGCGAGCAGUCCGUGGCCCAGCUGGAGGAGGAGAAGAAGCACCUGGAGUUCAUGAACCAGCUGAGAAAGUACGAUGACGACGUCUCGCCUUCG
This is a messenger RNA of Odocoileus virginianus texanus, 537 nucleotides long. NCBI's taxonomy places the organism in Eukaryota, Metazoa, Chordata, Mammalia, Artiodactyla, Cervidae. The record is from RefSeq and is a predicted model, not a curated record.